Molecule: messenger RNA, 1910 nt
Organism: Megachile rotundata (alfalfa leafcutting bee)
Lineage: Eukaryota; Metazoa; Arthropoda; Insecta; Hymenoptera; Megachilidae
Product: Dpr-interacting protein kappa
Cellular component (GO): neuron projection
Source: RefSeq, a predicted model, not a curated record
CACGGCAAGUCAGUCUGCAUCUGGACUCGGUCUCGCGUGCGUUUUCCGGCUGUGCGUGAUAGUGACAAAACCGGGAACAUCGACCAUGACAAUAACAAAACACCUGAUAAUCCUGUGGACUACGCUGACCAUCGCCGCAGCCCUUCAUCGAUCACAGGAUAUACUCCAAACGCAUGGUUUAAAUCUGGAUUACCGUCGGAUGCACGAGGAUCAAGGCAGACGACGGCAAUCGAGGAACCUGGAGAUAUUGGGGCAAAUAUCGGGACACCAUCACGGAACGCAGUAUGCAUCGGAAAAUUAUAAAAACAAUUCGGAUUUACCAACUUUCGCUGACGAAAUACAAAAUGUGACAGUGAGCCAAGGCCGAGAUGCACUUUUAGCUUGUAUAGUGGACAAUCUGCGAAAUUAUAAGGUGGCAUGGGUACGUGUCGAUACACAAACUAUCUUGUCGAUCCACCAUAACGUCAUCACACAGAAUCCACGGAUCUCGUUGUCGUACAACGACCACCGUACAUGGUUCCUCCACAUAAAGAAGGUAGAGGAAGUGGACCGUGGAUGGUACAUGUGUCAAGUGAACACUGACCCUAUGAGAAGUCGACAAGGUUAUUUAGAGGUCGUAGUGCCACCUUCGAUUAUCACUAAAGAAACCAGCACGGAUAUGGUCGUUCGCGAAGGCUCAAACGUGACGUUAAUGUGCAAAGCUUCAGGAUAUCCAGAACCUUAUGUUAUGUGGCGCAGGGAGGACUCGAGAUACAUAAACUAUAAUGGCGUAAACGUGGAUGCUGUGAACGGUGAAGUGUUGCAUAUUAUAAAGAUAAGCCGGCUACACAUGGGAGUAUACUUAUGCAUCGCUUCGAAUGAUGUCCCGCCAUCAGUUAGUCAACGUAUAUCACUGCACGUGCAAUUUCCUCCUAUGCUUUCGAUAGAGAAUCAGCUGGUCGGUGCGUACAUCGGACAGGAUGUAACGUUAGAAUGUCACACCGAGGCUCAUCCUAGCUCUAUAAAUUACUGGAAGACCGAACGUGGUGACAUGAUCGUUUCUGGCAAUUACCAUUCUAUUAUAGGUGACAAGUACGAGGUGGUGUGUACCGAUGACGGCUACAAGAAGUACAUGUCGCUGAAGAUCAGAAAUGUUGGCCCGAAGGAUUUUGGAUCGUACAAGUGCGUGGCGCAGAAUUCUAUCGGUGAAACUGAUGGCGAUAUUAAACUAGAUGAGAUCCCAGCUCCAUCUACAACGUCCACCACACCGGCGCCGUAUUACGUGACCUCGUCGAUGAAGAAAAACAGUAGAAACGGUAACAAGAAAUUACGACAACGACCUAUCGACUACGAAGUCGAGGAAUGGCGGGAUCCAGAUUACGACCGAGAUUAUGGUCCGCCAUCGAUGAGGCCGCCCGGUGAGUUUCCGGUAGAUGCCCUAAGUCCAGGCGUUUCUCAUCGAGCUCAGCUCGUGUUUCAUCUUCUGGUGAGUCUGUUGUCACUGCUACUUCCGGCCAUCAGAAGGUGAUUCUCACGUCGCGGGAACAGUGCUUCCAGUUCUAGUGUUUAUUGGACGGUGACCAGAUCGUGGACGGGUACCACAUUUUGGUACACCUGUCCCGGCUGGAUGAUGGACGAGUGCGACGAGUCAAGACGCGCUUGAAAUUAUUUUCAUACUAAACGUAGACGUAUACAAAAUGAACGCGAAGAGAAUAUAUAUAUAUAUAUAAUAUAUAUAUAUGCAAAUAUAUUAUCCUAUUAUUUAUAUGCAUUUAUAGGGUGAGGCAUCUGACCUGCGCUGGCAUUACUUUUAAAUCGGGUUAUAUGAAAAAUUUUUUGUAGAUUAGAGCUUUCACAGGGGGAUGUUACUUGUAUCAUUUAUUCUUUCAAAUAUCACUUUGCAAAAUAUUUUGGCAAAAUUUAAAUUUUCA